This is a messenger RNA of Lymnaea stagnalis (great pond snail), 5483 nucleotides long. Lineage: Eukaryota; Metazoa; Mollusca; Gastropoda; Lymnaeidae. The record is from the annotation of a GenBank genome assembly.
UGUGAAGGCGCUGUGUUAUGAUAAGAGACGUAUCGUUCCCUGGUCUAGGUUCGAUGCUGUGUGAUCGGUGCGAAGAGAUGGUAACUUACAAGGCUCAUAAAUGUUUGCUGAUUUCAGGACAUGGUGCUGGCGUUUGUUUUUAAUAUACAAACAUAUCGCCCAGAGAUUGUCUGCCGCUCUAUUUCAAACGAUGUCUCUGGUAAGUCAUCGGAUUGUAAAAUUUAAAAAAAUGUCUCAUAAUUACGAUUGGAUUUGUUUUGUUUUUUUAAAUUACAAACCCCAAGAAAAGAGGAAUGGGAAAUGACGGGGUCAAAAUGUGAUGCCAAUAGCUACAAAUAUUAAUUACAUUUUAUUUUUAAAAAUUAUUUCAUUACAACUUGUUUAUUUAAUUUUGAAAUUAAACAAUUAAAAGCUUUUAAAACAUUAAGUACAGGGUAAAGUAACUUAUUUUCUUUUUAAACAUGAAUGUGUCAAAAUGUGCAUCAGCAAAAUUGUGUUGUUACUUUUUAAUAAAAUGAUAUAAAAAGAAAGUUGGUCUAUUUUUAGCAAACUAGGGGGAUAAGGGCGUGAAGAUCUAGAAGAGUGAGCAAAAAACAGAACGAGGCGCUGUGUUAACCUUUGAGGACCACUUAGGUAAACGUUUGUCUAAUUGUACAAAAGGACAAAACUACAAAUUAAUUUGGGGAUCAGCUGAUUAUAUAUUUGAUUUAUCAAUUAACAUUUUUAUUUUUUUUUUAAACUACCGUGCUCCACUUAUUAUUGCUAAGGCCUUACAUUGUCGUAAAUUGUUCUCAGAGUAACGAAUUAGUUAGUUGUUAUUAUAGUAUUCCAAUAGAUUUUUGCAUAAUUAACAAUUUAUUCUCAAGUAAUGUAAGCCAGCUUUGACGCAUUUUUCGAAGGCACUGAAGCCGUACAUUUUAUCUGACACCCCCCCCCCCUUUUUUCCCCUUUCCACUUUUUUUUUAUAUUAACACAAAAGUUCAUCGAAAACCUUUUGAUAUAUUGUAUAUAGUUUCACUAUAAAUGUGAUCUGAUACAUAUUUAUAUUUCUUAUUUCAGUUUAACUCAACUGACGCUAAUUUUGCAGAUUUAUUUUAUAUACACUGGAAAUGGAUUUUUAAAUCCUUGUCAUAUUUAAUGGAUAUGGGUAAAGAUUUCUUAUCAACCAGGAAGUUAUUCUAGGGAAUUCCCAAUCAAACAUUUCUUACUUGAAGAAGAUUCUCAGAACAUCACCAAGGAAGUUUGUAUAAAAAGGGGGGUUAUUUUUUUAUUUUGGUGAAAUACCCGAAGAUGAGUUACAGAUCUUUCAUGUCGAUACACCUAAAUACAGCUAAGGAGAUAGCGAAUCGUCCUGACCUAAAUCACUCAAAGUGCACACAAUGCUUCAUCGGGUCGGAAACCGAAGGAGGAGCCACCAUCGAAGAUGGAAGAACAUUGCUGAUGAUUGCAGCAGAGAAGGGCCAUGUUGAAUGCAUGAAAGGGUUUCUCACGGCCGGGGUCAAUCCCGAAAUGCGCUGCAUUCAGGGGAAAACAGCCUUAAUGUAUGCCGUGGAGAAUGACAAGCCCGAGUGUGUGGAGUAUCUUCUCCAGAACAGGUCUGAGGUGAAUAACACAGACAAACAAGGCAACACACCGUUGGCAGUGGCGUCAAGGGCUGGGCAUCUGAGCUGUUUACAAAUUCUGCUCAGCUACGGGGCAUCAGUUCAUCAGGCCAACAUGGACGGGGUGACGCCUCUGAGUCUAGCGGCGUUGAACGACAAGCAUGAAUGCUUGAGACAGCUGAUCACUUCCGGUGCGUGCGUGAAUAGAAAAAGCAAAAAGGGAAUCACAGCCUUGAUGAACUCGUCCGCUAAAGGGUGCCCGACGUGCAUUAGAACGUUACUCAAAGGAAGUGCGCGGGUUAACGAAAGGGACGUGAAUGGUGCUGGGGCCCUAUCUCGCGCCGCCUCUGGGGGAUUUCGAGAAUGCGUCGAAGCUCUAUUGGAAGGAAGGGCAGACAUGAAUGCUAGGAAUUAUCAAGGCGUGAAGCCUGUAAUGGCAGCUGGCAUGUACGAAAGGCAUGAGAUUGUGAAACUACUUCAAACAUGGGGGACGAAUGUAAAAGAUAAUUCUCAAUUUAAAGUACUUCAUAAAAAAGUGGACACAUGUCCUGAGCUUAUAGACACUACCUCAAGCUCGCCUACAAUAUUAAAUGAAAAAGAUAAAAAAAAUCUUAAACAAUCCCAAAUUAAAGAGGAAAUAGAAGAGUCUGAUUUUAUUCAUGGUGAUGCAGAUUCAAUUCCAACGAAAGAGGACUAUGAUUUAAAAUCUUUAAGUACCAAUGGGGUCAAUAGGAAAUGUGCUUUUGAAAAUGGCCGGACAGAUCUCAUGGAGGCAGCAACUGCUGGGCAUGCAGAAAAGGUGCAAAGGUUGCUUGAGAACAACUCAGAAGUGCGUGCCGUAGAUGUUUAUGGAAACACGGCCUUAUCAUACGCUGUUCAAAAAGGUCACUUAGAUUGUGUUCUAAUCUUGAUCAAAGCCGGCGCCGAUGUUAACAACGUCAAUCAUAAAGGGAUGUCACCAAUCAUGGAAGCCGCUGCGAACGGUCAUGUUGGUUGCGUUCGGGAACUUUUAAACUCCGGAGCCGAUGUCACACUGCAAGACGCAGACGGGUCUACAUCUCUUGCGCUUGCUGUUAAGAAGGGUUGUUUCCAGUGUGCUCAGAUGUUCAUCGAGCCAUCUCCAGUGAUGAUAAAAAAUUCACUGCAAAGCGAAAUGCAGAAUAAAUACGCCAAAAAUAUCAUCAACCCAUGCGUUAACCUUAUUGACAUCCACGGCAACACCCCGCUCAUGCUGGCCACAAUGGUGGGAAAUGUAAAUUUCCUGCGCAUUCUGAUACAAGGCAGAGCCAGGCUUAACAUACAGAACAUGCGUCGUGUCACAGCCCUUAUGUACGCCGCUAAAAAUGGUCACUUGAAAUGUUUGAAGGUUCUCGUGCGGGCAGGCGCUGACUGCAAUUUAACAGACGAUAAUGAAAAUACGGCGAUUCAUUACGCUGCCAGGGUGAGCUCAAAAUGUCUUAAUGUAUUGCUGAGAGCUCGCGGUUCACUACCUAAAGUAAACUUGCAGAACAAGAUCUUGGAGACGGCUCUAAUGAAUGCAGCCGAGCAUGGUCAAAAUAAAUGUGUUCGUGCUCUGAUUUUAUCAGGCGCUGACGUACAUAUAAAAAACGCUUUCAAAGAUACGGCGCUGAUGAAAGCGAUUCGUGCCGGUCAUGUUCCUUGUGUUAAGAAACUUCUUGAAGGAAAUUCUCGCGUAAAUGUUACGAACGAAGAUGGGGAUACACCAAUAGCGUUAGCGGCAAAGAAAGAAGAUUUGGAGAGUUUGAAAUUACUGAUAAGUUUCAAUCCUGCUUUGGACAUUGAAAACGUAAUGGGAAUGACAGCCUUGAUGGAAGCUGCUGCUCAUUCAAAACCUGAUUGCUUAAAAUACCUUAUUGGGGCUGGAUCAGAUUUAAACCACAGGAAUGGGAAAGGUUUGACGGCACUCAUGAAAGCUGUGAGCAAAGGAAGUGCCGAGUGUGUACAUGCUCUGUUGGAGGCACGAGCUGAUGUUGACGUGGCUGAUUGCGAUGGAAAUACAGCCUUAAGUUACGCAGCGCAGCUUGGGGAUGUCUUUCUUUUGGACAGGUUGCUACACUACGGCGCUCUCGUAAACACUGUGAAUAUCCACGGGGUGACGCCCCUUAUGAUGGCAGUACAAGGUUCCCGCUCGGAUUGCGUUCAGAAUCUUAUCGCAGCAGGUGCCAUCACCGACCUGAGAAGAGCCGAUGGGUCAACAGCCUCAAGUGAUGCUCAGAAAAUUGGAGAUUCCAAGUGUCUGGAUAUUUUAACGGUUGGACAGACCAUUUCAGCAAGAUUACAAAACGAAAGAAACUCGGCUCUCAUUCUUGCCGCUAAGAAUGGCGACGUCGGUCUCGUCAACUCACUCCUUGAAUCUGGGGCUCUAGCGAAUGCUGUCAAUGAAGUCGGUGUGUCCCCCAUAAUGUUAGCAGCAUUGUACAAUAGGACGGACUGCGUUCAGGCGCUUAUCAAGGCAGGCGCCAACUUCGAUAGAAGGAGCCAAAAGGGGAUGACAGCACUGAUGAACGCGUCCAACAGAGGUCAUAUCCAUUGUGUUCGUCUACUGAUCGAAUCAAAGGCGCGCCUUGAUCUCGGAGAUCAUCAUGAUUUAACUUCAGUUGCAAGGGCGGCGCAAAGAGGUCAUGUGGAUUGUUUACUUGCUUUAAUUGAAGCAGGUGCUUCUGUCAAUCUUGCAAACAAAUCUGGUAUUACUCCUCUGAUGUUGGCCGCGCAGAAUGAUCAAACUGAAUGUAUUAGACAACUCAUAACUGCCGGAUGUGACAUCAACAGGCAUUGUAAGGCUGGAGUAACUGCCCUUUGUUAUGCAUUGGGCUCAGGUUUCAAUGAAAGUGCGAAGCUUCUGAUCGAAAGCAGAGCUGACCUUUACGCAGUCGGUCAAACCAGCACAGCAUUAAUCGUGGCGUCCAAAUCUGGAAAUAGUGAAAUGUUAAAAUAUAUCCUGGAAGCAGGAGCUGCCAUUAACGGACGGGAUAAUGACGGCCUAACAGCUCUGUCACAUGCUGUCAUAACUGACAGGCCCGAGUGCCUCCAAAUACUUAUUGACCAGGGGACUGACGUCAACGGUAGGUCAGUCACAGGGAAAACUGCGUUGAUGGAAGCCUCUGAACGAGGUCACUUUUCAUGCCUGGAGAGUCUUCUACUAGCACAUGCCAGAGUCAAUUCAAGAGACCACUAUGGUAAUGUAGCCUUGUCGUAUGCUGCGAUGCAUGGGCACACUACAUGUAUUAGAGCUCUUCUCUGUUGCGGAGCACUGAAUGAACUGUGCAACAAUCAAAUGGAGAGUCCGAUUUACAUUGCCGUAAAGAACAACAAAGCCGACUGUCUGGUUGAAUUUCUUGAAGCCAGCUCCAGUACUGGUAUGUGCGAAAAUGGCAAAGAUCUUCUUGUUUUAGCGUCAUCGAAUGGAUAUAUCAAGUGUGUUGAACAUUUAAUCCAAAGCAACGCAGAUUUAGAUGCGCAAGACGAUUAUGGUAACACAGCUCUUAUUCAAUCAGCUCAAGAAGGAUUUUUUGAAUGCUUAAAAAUACUUUUAGAAUCUGGGGCGUCAGUGGACAUUGCUAACAACAAAGGUGUUACCGCUUUGAUGAAAUCGACAUAUUUGGACAUCUAUGAUGGUGAAACGGACAUCAACGCUUUGACUGUAGAGUGUCAAAGGCAAUACAUGAAGUGCACAGAGCUUCUGAUACAGCACAAUGCACAAGUCGAUUUGUGUGAUAGUGAUGGUAACACGGCUUUGCACUACGCCGCAAGGCUAGGUAACGUGCCUUGCCUCAAAAUGCUGAUACACGCAAAUGCAAAAGUUGAUUUGAAAAACCAAGAAGGGAGAACACCCCUCAUGAUGGUGAACACAACCAUGAAGGC